AUGCCGGCCAUGGACGCCAGGACCUCUCUCGAUGACGACGCCCUCAGCACUUCGACAUGCGGAGACGGCGCGGACUGGAAGAGCAAGUACUACGAGGCCCGGGAGAUGCUCGAGGAGACGCGGAACGAGCUCGACGACUUUCACACGUCCAGCAAGGAGCUCGAGGAGGAGCUCGAGCGGGAACUCCAGCGCACGGAGAAGGCACACCAGGACAUGAAGGUCAAGCUCGAGCGUGCAGAGGGUGAACGGGAAGAGUGGAAGAACAAGUUCAUGUCGCUCCAGACAAACCACAACACGACCACAACCUCCCUCCAGCGCGAACUUGAUCAGCUCCGGGCCGAGCACCAGAAGAUCAAAGUCCAGUUGCGUGAACUCGAGAUGGGAAACGACGAUCUCGAGCGCAACGAACGCGCGGUGCUGUCCAGUUUGGCCGAUAUCGAGGGAAAGUACUCGCGGACGUUGGAGGAGAAGAUAUUGCUGGAGCACGAGUUGUUGGACAAGGCGCAUAUCGAGGAAGAGUCACAGCGAUGGAAGGAUGAGCUACGAGACGCCAACGCGGAGAUUGGAAUAUUGCGAGACCAACUCGCGGCGGCACAGGAGCGCGCGUCCGUGAUGACGUUUACUUCCUCGAGCGAGCCCUCGCCGCCCACACCCUCCUCUUCGUUGCAUCAUUCGGACGAGGACCUGCUCGCCCACCAGAAAGCGCCCUCAGACCUCCAAUUAUCCGACCUCACUCCCGACUCUGAAUUCACACCCGUCAACUCUACCUCGACUGUGCCAGAAACACCGAGGGCAUCCUCGUCCUCACACGGCUCUGACUCUGGCCAUCAUUCGCCUCUGCUCCACAAGUCGUCCAUUGGCAUGCCUCGCACACACUUUGCCUCGCCAGAAACCCCCCGCAGCUUGCCUCGGCCGAAAUACGGCUCACCGGCCACUCCCUCCCGCCUACCUCCUCCCCGAACGACCGUCACACGGCCAACGCCCAGGGUGCCACCUGCAGCCGUAUCUAGCCUUGCCACUCCAGUCCCGCGCAGUCGAGGCGUGCAGAUGGUAUCCGAGAUGCGUGCGAAGGUCAAGAACCUUGAGCAGAAGAUUCAUACCCGAGUCCCCCGCAUACGUAUGGGCAGCACUUCGCGACCGGCACCUCCCCCUGUGGCAGCGACCAAUAUCUCUCGACCGUCGAGCUUAUCGUCCACCACGUCUGCUCAGCCUUCGGCAAGCUCGUCAAAGGGUCCUGUGUCGCGCCGUCCAUCAGUGGCUGAAAGGCGAAGCAUUGACCAGCGACGAAGCCCAGAUGGCAAACGUGCUGGUGGCGAUACAGGCUGGGUACUCGUUAUGGAAGAUAGUCCCUCGCCGAAGAAGGAUAAAGCGGACGUUUCGCGCCGUGCGUCACUCGACUCAAGUCCCUCUCGACGGGGGAAAGUACGGCCAUUUGCCACCACUACCAACAUCACCCCCAACUCGAACAACUCCUCUCCUCCCCUCUCACCCAACCCGUUGCUGUCUCGCAGCAUGAUAGGACAGCCCUCAGCGCUAAAACGCCCGCAGUCGCGUGUAUCCUCUGAGGGACGAUCCUCCAUCGGCACAACAGCAACUGUGUCUUCUAUCCCAACUCCGUCUUCGCGGCCCACGUCACCGACAUUCCUCCCUCUACCCUCAGCAAGCCUGUAUGCGAGCACGAGCGCGCUUAAGCGCUCGACAGGGCCAGGCGCCGGCGGGCCGUACUCCGGCUCGGGCGGCUCCGCGGGUCCGAAGCGCUCGUCGCUCGGUGCGAGCACUGCAUUGCGGACGCCCGUACACGACGCAUACAUGAGCGAUAGCGGCUUACCCUCUCGCCCGCGUUCAAUCCCUGUACCAGGCAAGAGCGCCUUAUCCGGCUCCCCCUCCUCAUUCCGCUCGGGUGAUUCACCUAGCGGCCGAUCAAACGUCGGGCAUCCGAAUGUUACUGUGAGAGGGAGCGGAGGACGACUGCCGGGAAGCGCUACUACGGGGCCGAGUGGGAUCGGGUUGGGGCAGAGCAGGAUUGGGCGGCCGCAGUUCGGCAGUGGACGACGGAGCGCUGGUGGGGAAGAUGAGCUGAGUGUCCCGGGCGGUGGACGGCCGCGGUCGGGGAGCACUGUGAACAAUCGGUUUUGA
Peniophora sp. CBMAI 1063 is the source of this 2136-nucleotide messenger RNA. The record is from the annotation of a GenBank genome assembly. NCBI's taxonomy places the organism in Eukaryota, Fungi, Basidiomycota, Agaricomycetes, Russulales, Peniophoraceae.